Molecule: messenger RNA, 2532 nt
Organism: Lindgomyces ingoldianus
Lineage: Eukaryota; Fungi; Ascomycota; Dothideomycetes; Pleosporales; Lindgomycetaceae
Product: sodium/hydrogen exchanger
Exons: 6
Coding region: 320-2299 (659 amino acids)
Biological process (GO): vacuolar acidification; sodium ion transport; proton transmembrane transport
Cellular component (GO): early endosome; fungal-type vacuole membrane; late endosome
Molecular function (GO): sodium:proton antiporter activity
Source: RefSeq, a predicted model, not a curated record
CAGGGAGCGCAGGAUACCCGCGUACAGGCGCCGACUCUUACGCGCCUCCGUGUUGCUGCUCUCACCUUGCUUUUCUAUUUCCCCUAUUGUGCUCCCGUCACCUCGAUCCCAUCUAGACGUGCCUGUCCCCCGCGUCGACGGCAAGGCGAGGCGUGGUGAAACGUUGCACUCUCUGACCUCUCCAGGCCGCCAUUCAGUCCUCUCCAACAUCCCCCCCCUUUGUCCCGUCGACCUCGAACAGUCCCUUCUCCAUCUGCAUACCCUUUGCGCGCAUCUUCUAUCACGGCUGCCGAUGAUAGCCUGGCCUUAAGAGCCCAACAUGGCUUCGACUGUGGGGUGGGCUGUUGCCGAGAUACUCAAACGAGAAGCUAGCGAUGCAGACCCUGACGAACCCGAGGCAGGACAGAAGGAGAUCUUCACAUCAUGGGCGCUUUCCAUCCUGAUUGUCCUGCUCAUCAUUGCACUCUUCACCAGCUACAUUCUCCAAACACGGAAAAUACAGGCAGUGCACGAAACUGUGCUUUCUAUCUUUGCUGGCAUGGUCGUUGGCUUAGUACUUCGACUAACAGCUGUAGAGUCCAUCCUUGGUUCUGUUAGCUUUGACUACCAGUUCUUCUUCAACCUGCUCCUCCCACCCAUUAUCCUCUCAUCUGGAUUUGAACUCCAUCAAGGCAACUUCUUUCGCCAUAUCGGAACUAUCCUUACCUUUGCGUUUCUCGGCACCUUUAUUUCGGCCCUUGUUCUAGGUAUCAUACUAUUCCUAUGGACGAGGAUUCCUCUUGAUGGAUUCAAGAUUACCUUCGUGGAAGCCAUGUCGGUUGGCGCAACCCUUUCCGCUACCGAUCCUGUGACUAUCCUCGCUAUUUUCAACACCUACAAAGUCGAACCUAAACUGUACACGAUAAUCUUCGGCGAGUCUAUCCUCAACGAUGCCAUCGCUAUUGUAUUGUUUGAAACGGCGCAAAAGUACAAGGACGGAGGAGAGUCUCUCAGCAUCCUCAGCCUUUUCGAAGCCUUCGGAAUCUUCUUCGGUGUCUUCUUCGGAAGUCUCUUUAUUGGCAUUAUGGUUGGGAUUGGAGCCUCCUUACUUCUGAAGUUCACCUACGUCAGGCGAUUCCCGAAGACAGAGAGUUGUCUGAUCAUUCUCAUCGCGUACGCCACCUACUUCUUCUCUAAUGCCAUUCACAUGUCUGGUAUUGUCUCUCUACUCUUCUGUGGCAUAUGCAUGAAGCAUUACGCCUACCUCAACAUGUCACGGCGCACCCAAUUGACCACCAAGUUUGUGUUCCAGGUCACCGCCCAAUUAUCGGAGAACUUCAUAUUCAUCUACCUUGGUCUCUCUCUCUUCACUGAUACCCAGUUAGAUUAUAAACCCCUCUUCAUUCUUAUCACGGUUGUAGGCAUAUGUGCGGCUCGAUGGUGUGCUGUCUUUCCCCUUUCCCGGGUUAUCAACGCAUUCAUGCGAUAUCGCCAACGACGCCAUGGACCAGACGCUGGAGAGGAGCUCCCUUACUCGCACCAAGCUAUGAUAUUCUGGGCGGGCCUUCGGGGAGCCGUAGGAGUCGCUCUCGCUGCAGGUCUUUCAGGGACUAACGGAGAUACCCUCCGUGCCACUGUCCUUGUCGUUGUCGUCUUAACCGUGAUUAUUUUCGGGGGAACUACGGCCCGCAUGCUAGAGAUCUUGGGUAUCCGAACUGGCGUGGUAGAGGAGAUCGAUUCAGAUGACGAAUUCGACAUCGAGGUAGUCGGUGGUGGUACCUAUUCCCGCAACAAAGGCCAAGGGUUUGGCCACACACCGCGACUGAGCUCAAAUGGAUUUGCUCUCUCUCCGGUUCAGGAUCAGGAUGGAAUAUACUCUAGUGGGUCCCUCAACAGACAUAGCCCGCCAUCUCGACCAAACGCUUUGGCCACCAGACGAAACUCGAGUAAACCAAGGCGACCAGAUGGCGCCGAUCAAGGUCUUCUAAGCCCUGCUGAUAGUGGGAGCAAUGACGAUGAUGAUGCGGAUCUCGAUCUUCCACCUACCGCCCGAAGAUCACCAAAUCGGGUGCCUUCUCCUCUAGGCAUGCCAGAAGCAUCGCCUUACCCAACAUCUGGAAUCGCCUCUAGAGCUGGGGUGGGCAGCAACAGCGGUAGUGGGGAACCUUCCAGAGUUGCAAGUGCUACUGGCGCUGUUAAACAGCUUAUAUCGGAUCUCUCCCAAGAUCCAGCGGGAGCUUUCAAACAGAUAGACGAUGGAUUCUUGAAACCGCAUCUCUUACUGGAUCAAGGGAAAGGACCUGGCCCUAAUAACGUUUAAAACGUGGGCUUGGUGGUGUCUCGGCGCGGAGGGUCUCAUUUUCAUCGCAUUUCGUUUGGUUGGGUUAUUGCAGAGAACCGGCGUUAUUCUAAGGUUGUGGUACCAUUUCAAGCCAAAACUAUGUCAUUACAUGUGAGGCUUGUAGGAGUAGACACGGAAGGAUAGGGUGACUAGAGCUGAUCAACAGCUUUCCCUUUUAACAGCAUAAUCACGUAGUGCAACUAUGACGCUCC